GCGACUGCACUUGAGAGCCUUGCUCAUUUUACUCUUUGCGCCUGCAGCCGGGCACGUUUUGCCGAUGCUGCUGGCCCUGUUGCGACCACAUGCUGAAGAGCUGACGCGUGUUCUGCUGCGUUUCGACUGGGUGCUCUUGUUGAUCUUCGGGCUGGUGGUGCAACAUUUAACCAGACGACGCACCGGGCUACUACCUUUGGACGAAUUGGGCAGGGAUGCUGCCUGGGAGUCGGAGCCAUAUCCCCAGACGCUACAAGAAUGGAGCAAGGUCAUUGUGGCCGGUCUCGUCGCGCGCGUGAGCCAUGUGGAUGCCUUCUUAUCGAAGACCUGGCGCGCCCCCAUGGUCUUGCCCAGCCCCAUGGAGCUGCGGGAGGUGCAUGAGGAGAUCGUCAGCGUCACUGUCGUGCUUUUCGGUGCGACGGGUAUCUUGUUUAUCGCGAUGAUUCCACUGCUGAUGAUGGCCUGGGGGCUGCUAGAUCAUCCAGGCGUUCACCAGGCGCACUUGAAUCAGGUGCUGAAGCACUUCACAGAUUUACUGUCGCCGCUGGAGACCCUCCUGCGGCCUUUGCUGCGACUGGCGCUGUUGGCCUGUGCAGCCGUGGGGCUAGGAGACGGGGAGGAAGAGCUUCUCACCCGCAGCGACGCGAUUGGUCGAGCCAAGCGCCUGCUCAUCAGUUUGAUCCUCUUGAACCUUUGCCUCAGUAUCCUUUUGCUGAGCUCGCUUUCCGCCGCCUCCGCCCUCCUGCGGUUUCUCUGAGCGGUCAAAUUCAUCGUUGCCCUCCCGCCUGUCAGGCUGGGGCCUUUGCUGGAAAUCUCUUGAAAUUGGCAUGUCCAAAUCCGGCAUGUACAGCAAGGAGUUGGGUUCAAGACACCUUCCCAAC
This is a messenger RNA of Durusdinium trenchii, 881 nucleotides long. The record is from the annotation of a GenBank genome assembly. Lineage: Eukaryota; Dinophyceae; Suessiales; Symbiodiniaceae.